Anguilla anguilla (European eel) is the source of this 3689-nucleotide messenger RNA. Its product is annotated as divergent protein kinase domain 1A-like. The transcript has 5 exons. Bases 1920 to 3131 code for a protein of 403 amino acids. NCBI's taxonomy places the organism in Eukaryota, Metazoa, Chordata, Actinopteri, Anguilliformes, Anguillidae. The record is from RefSeq and is a predicted model, not a curated record.
AGGUCGAUUUUUCCUGGUUGGAGCUUGCUUUCAGGUUAUUUACUCAGCACUAGAAUGUCUGAUAGAGAUCGUGUUUUUGCUUUGUAAGGCAAGAAAUUGCUUAUUUAGAAGGACACCACUUUAGGUGCUUGAAAUUGUAUUUACCUUUACAGAAAAGCUUGUGUUCAGGUGUUCCUGAAAAGGCGUUCGGCUCAAUGAAAAAUAAUUCAUCGACUUUUCCAAAGAGUCGAUGCACUUGUUUUGUCUUAGAGGGUAAUUUGUUUACAUAAAUCCCAGUAGAGAAGGAUUAGCAGCCGUUUGUCUUGUUGUGGACAUUUUUGGAUUAUAAAAUAUUGUAAUUAUUAACCUGGGAUGUCAAUUUCAGCCCUCCUUUGGGAGGGGGGACUGCCUUAUUUCUUUAGUUAUCUUGUGGUUUUAUGGAUCAAGAUAGGGUUUUUUUUGCAUCAAAGUUCAAAGAGUCUAAGAUUUACAAUGGUGUAUGAGUUCAGCACUGUACCUUGAAUUACCUUUAAAGUAAUGAUUUAAGGGAUUGUUAUUAGACCCCGGCAUCAAAUUUCAUAGCCAUUGGGCUUUAAGGGUUUAAAUUGCUACGACAUCAUCUGUCUAUUCGGGAGACUGAAUACUGUAACACAACCAGCCAGCUGCUGUUUAACUUCCCAUUCUGCAGUGCACAAGUUGAACUGAAUAUCCUAUGAGUGUAAUAAUUUCAGUCCUGGCAUGAUUCGCAUAAGCAGACGAAAGGUACUCUAUUACAGAUGUGUAUGUAAUCUAAUGAAACCCUCCCUCCUUGAGGCCAAUAAUUCUCCUCACCAUGCCAGUCUGCAGUAGACUUUGUGAUACAUCCCUGCUUCAAAGAAUGGUGUUGUGGCUGGACCUGUAUUCACUCUUAAUAUUAACAUAACCACCUGAAGGGUUUUGUCAUGGUUAGAUGUGCUGGGUGGGAUAAUGGAGCAAUGAAACAGUCACAGAGAAUGGUGUGAAAAGCCUCCUUUGAUUAACCAUGAGACACUCAGGUAAGCAUCAGUGUUCUGACAUGACUGGCUUAUUAAUGGAGGUAGCUACAGUAAAUGUCUGUAAAUGAGCCUUUCACAAGUAGGCAAAUGCCUACAUCCCCUACCCCCUUCUCUCUCUCCCUCUUUGUACAUGUGUCUGCAUUCAAAGUAUUUCCUAUGAACAUGCUACAUUAAAUGUUCCAACUAAAACAGAAAAUAAAAAGCAAUCCUUCCUGUGGUGUUCACUGAUUACAUCGUUAAGGGCUCUCAAUCAAAAUUGCACAGUACCGUCACUGAAAUCUCUUUCAUGUAUAACUGCUUUCAUCUGAGUUAUUUCUGGCUAUGCCUAAAACCCCAUUUAAAACAUUAAUUAUCAUGCCCUCGUUUUGACCUAGCUCCAGUGGAACAAAAGGUGUUGCACGUCAGUGAAUAGCGCUGGACUUAUUUUGGCAAGAAGUUCAUUCAGAGAGGCAUAGAUUGCAUUUGUGUCUUUGAAUAGAACAGGGACAGCUCUCAAAUUGCCAUUGCAUGUCAAGUAAAAAACUGAAGUCCUGAAAUACUGCACUCUGAAUAGGAGGGAUUGUUACUUUUGUUGUAAACCAUUCCUAAAAGUAAUGAGGUAUUAUAUUGCUUGAUAGCACAUCACUGACAGAGAAGUUUCUGCAGGGCUACCUCGCCUGUAUCUGGGGGAGAGGAGACAAGCGGCAGACAGACUGCCUGUCCUUGGGUGAUGGUGAAUCUUUUUGGCCUUUUUCUUGUCACAAGUCUCCUUUUCUUUGUGUGCAUGUUCAGUAUGGCCAGAAUGAAUAGCUGCCACCUCUGGGCUCCUGGGGGUGGAAAGGAUAACAGAGGGACAAAUAUUCUGCAAUACUGUACAUCCCCAAGGAGACGUAUCGUGCUUAUGAGGCGCGUUUCUCUUACCUGCGCAUGAAGUACCUCUUCUUCUCCUGGCUGGCGGUGUUCGUCGGCAGCUGGGUGGUGUACGUGCAGUACUCGUCGUACACGGAGCUGUGCCGUGGACACAAGUGCAAGGACACCAUCUGUGACAAAUACAGGAAAGGUGUGAUCGAUGGCUCAGCUUGCAGCAGCCUGUGCGACAAGAACACACUGUACCUGGGGAAGUGCCUCUCUUCCAAGCCCAACAACCAGGUCUACACCAGCGUCUGGGGCGACCUGGAGGGGGUCAUUAAGUGCCAGAUGGAGGAGAUCCUGCACUAUGACCUGGGAGCUGAAAUGGAGCCCAGGAAGGAGGUCGUGCUCUUUGACAAACCCACGAGGGGGACGUCCAUGGAGAAGUUUAAAGAGAUGGUCCUCAGCCACUUGAAGGUGAAAGUGGGCGAGCAAGCAAACCUGCAGGAUCUGGCCAUGCUGGUCCUAUCCGUGGCUGACAGCAACAAAGAUGGCCACAUAUCCCUGCCCGAGGCCAAGUCUGCCUGGGCCCUGCUCCAGCUCAACGAGUUCCUCCUCAUGGUCAUCUUGCAGGACAAGGAGCACACGCCCAAGCUGCUGGGCUUCUGCGGGGACCUGUACGUGACGGAGAAGGUGCAGCACACCUCUUUGUAUGGGAUCACCGUGCCCUGGCUGAUGGAGCUAUGGAUCCCUUCCGGGGUGCGGAGGAGCAUGGACCAGUGGUUCACCCCCUCUUGGCCCCGCAAGGCCAAGAUCUCCAUCGGCCUGCUGGAGUUCGUGGAGGACGUCUUCCACGGCACCUUCGGCAACUUCCUCAUGUGCGACGUGAGCGCCGGCACCUUCGGCUACAACGACAAGCACGACCUGAAGAUGGUGGACAUGCGCAAGGUCGUGCCCGAGGCCGCCUUCAGGGAGGCAAUGCGCGAUCGCCACUGCGAGGACGACGAGGACUGCGUGUACGGCGCCGACUGUAGGACGUCCUGCGACCUCACCAAGAGACGCUGCACUCCCGAGGCCAUCCGGCCCAACCUGGCCAAGGCCUGCCAGGCGCUCAAGGACUACCUCCUGAGGGGGGCGCCCUCGGACAUCCGCGAGGAGCUGGAGAAGCAGCUGUACUCCUGCCUCGCCCUCAAGGGCUCUGCCGAGCAGAUGGAAAUGGAGCACUCGCUCAUUCUCAACAGCCUUAAAACCCUUCUGUGGAAAAAGAUCUCGCACACUAAAGACUCCUAAUGAAAAUGGCCACACGAGCAUUAUUCUCCUCUCCUGCUUUUUCCUUAGUCUUGUUUUCUAACCCUGGUCCGUGAGAGCCACAGGGUCUGUGGGUUAUGCUAUUUAGCACCUAAUUGGUCAGUUAGAAUGAGAACAUGAGAAUGUCUGAUGAGGUCUAUCUUUUGGUGACUAGGCUCAUCAACUGCAUAAUUAAAGCAGUUGAUUAAUUGACUCACCUCACACGGUUUCUUGAUUUUAUAAUUGGUUGACUUAUACGUAAAAACCAAAAGCAGCAGACCUCGCAGCCCUCCAGAAAACAGGGUUAUGGACCCAGCAUUAGGCCUUAGCUCUGCCGGAAAUGGAAAGGCCUUAGGCAACAGGAAAUCAAACUGAGAUGGGAAAAUGGCACGAAGCAGGAUGGAGGGAUAUGCUGUGGCCUUUCUCUUGUUGCGUUGUUUGUGUACUGUGUACAUUUUAUUAUUAGUAACAUCACUUUUUAAAAUAAUGUUACUUGUUAUUUGUACUUGGUUCUUUAUUUGUGCCAUACAAAUGUGAUCUUGAUGUGUGUGGGCCCGAUAG